Messenger RNA from Diatraea saccharalis (sugarcane borer), 1155 nucleotides. The record is from the annotation of a GenBank genome assembly. Lineage: Eukaryota; Metazoa; Arthropoda; Insecta; Lepidoptera; Crambidae.
UAAAUUAAAGUAAUAUGGCAUCGACUAGUGCCGAUUCUCAAUCAACCAUUGCUCAAAAGUCAUGGGUAAUGGCAAAUAAUAUAGAAAACGUAUCUAGUGUUGACGAAAUUUAUCGUUAUGACAAAAGGCAACAACAAGAUAUACUUGCGGCGAAACCAUGGGAAAAGGAUCCCCAUUUCUUCAAAGAUAUCAAAAUAUCAGCAUUAGCACUGUUGAAGAUGGUAAUGCAUGCUCGUUCUGGUGGAACUUUAGAAGUAAUGGGUCUUCUACUUGGUAAAGUGGAUGCAAACACUAUGAUAGUUAUGGAUUCCUUUGCACUGCCUGUUGAAGGGACAGAGACACGAGUGAAUGCACAAGCUCAAGCUUAUGAGUACAUGACUGCUUAUAUUGAAGCAGCAAAACAGGUUGGCCGACAUGAAAAUGCCAUAGGGUGGUACCACAGUCACCCUGGGUAUGGAUGCUGGCUGUCAGGCAUUGAUGUGUCCACCCAGAUGCUCAACCAAAAUUUCCAGGAACCAUUUGUUGCUAUUGUUAUUGAUCCAGUUAGAACAAUUUCUGCUGGGAAAGUAUGCCUUGGUGCUUUUAGAACAUACCCUAAGGGCUACAAACCUGCAAAUGAAGAACCAUCUGAAUACCAAACAAUUCCUUUGAACAAAAUUGAAGAUUUUGGUGUCCAUUGCAAGCAGUACUAUUCUUUAGAAGUGUCUUACUUCAAAUCAUCACUGGACAGGAGGCUCCUGGAUUCCCUUUGGAAUAAGUAUUGGGUGAACACGCUCAGUAGCUCUAGUCUUAUCACAAAUGCUGAUUAUACUACUGGACAAAUAUUUGAUUUAUCUGACAAGUUGGAACAGAGUGAAGUUUCUUUAGGCCGUGGUGGCUUCAUUGUAGCCGGCUCUGAUCCACAUGAAAAACGCACAGAAGACAAAUUGGGCAAGGCCACAAAGGAUGCUUGCAAGACCACUAUUGAAGUCAUCCACGGUCUUAUGGCCCAGAUGAUCAAAGAUCGCUUGUUUAACAGUGUAAGCGGCCGCCCCGCGCCGCCCACGCCGAUGAUAGAGUGAAUAUGAGAUGAAAUUAAUUUAGGAAUAUUAACAUUCUAACAUAAGGUUUUGUAUGUAAUGUAAUAAAUGAUUAUAAAUGUAGCGAUUUCUUCAG